Molecule: messenger RNA, 708 nt
Organism: Porites lobata
Lineage: Eukaryota; Metazoa; Cnidaria; Anthozoa; Scleractinia; Poritidae
Source: the annotation of a GenBank genome assembly
AUGAUUAUUGUUGUUUUCGCGCAGGCCUCUUUUAUUUCUGCUGCUUUGAUAUCUGCUGAGAGAUUUUACGCCAUCUAUUGGCCGCUGAAGCACCGAACACUUUCUGCGCGAGCGUACAGGCUUGUUAUUUUGACGGUGUGGUUAUUGGCUAUCCUUGGUUCUAUUUCUACUUUUUUUCUACUAAAAUUCUUAAGCAUAGUGGAUUUGUAUUUUUUGCUGUGUUUAUACGGCUUGUCUAUUGUUCUGACUAUCUGCAGCCUGAACAUCGGUAUUUGGAGAAAGUUUCGGCAAAAAACUGUUCCUCAUCACCAAAACAGAGCCUUGCAAAACAGACGCCUAACGAAGACCUUAUUAUUUGCAUCUCUUAUCGCUUCGGGUUCCUGGAUCCCUACAAUUGUUUAUAACCUGAUGGUCUUUCUUGGGUACAAAAUAACUAACAACAUAUUCCUGGUGACUUUCUUGAUAUUUUUUUUUUUCAACUCCUUAGUCAAUCCAGUGUUGUAUGCACUACGGAUUCCCGACUCUAAACACGCCUUAAGCUUAUUCUUUUUCACCGGGCGCCAAGUAAUAGGAAACAAAGGAAAUAUAGGAACAGACGAGAUGGCUGCCGCUUUGACGCAGGUGACACAGCAAAAAAUGUGGACAAAGGACCACAGUAAUUUGCAGCUUACAUUUGAACAGGUAAUCCUGGAGGAUACAAAACUGUGA